Molecule: messenger RNA, 3107 nt
Organism: Perca fluviatilis (European perch)
Lineage: Eukaryota; Metazoa; Chordata; Actinopteri; Perciformes; Percidae
Gene: gpr22a
Product: G protein-coupled receptor 22a
Exons: 5
Coding region: 1130-2452 (440 amino acids)
Biological process (GO): G protein-coupled receptor signaling pathway
Cellular component (GO): membrane
Molecular function (GO): peptide binding; G protein-coupled receptor activity
Source: RefSeq, a predicted model, not a curated record
CAGAAAAAGCAGCACAGCAGAGAGAAGAGAGGCGGAGGAAGAGCAGAAGCGUCAGUGUCUCUCUUGCUCCCCGCAGGUUCUGUGGCUGCAUGCUUUUUACCAGUCAAAUUUCCAUCCUGAAGGGACUAACUAACAAGCAUCCUUGAAUGAUGGACUAUUAUCCUAAACUUCAGCAAAUCAGAGUUAUCAACUGUGGGCUCUACGCUACCUUCGGGGACUGAGAUUACAAAGCCCUACAGGGAAGGAAAGCACUUCUGCAGACCCAAGGAUGGCCGGGGAAUGGUCUUUAUCUAGAGGAUCAGAGAUGAAAUGUAAAGGCAAGGGAAGGUGAUGGCAAUAAUGGGACAUGGCAUCAUUCUCAAUUCCUCUGUGGCAGUCUGUGAAGGAUAGAGGAGUAUGAAGGCUGUGAAUAUCCAAGAGUCAAGCGAUCAGUCUCUCUGAGUGGUCUCCGAAGACCAUAUGACCUAUAUCCGGGUCUCUGACCUUUGAGUCCAGAGGUACAACCACACAACCUUGUUUAUAUUUCUCUUGAAACCUCUCAUCCAUUCUGUCAUCUAUACUUUCUACCUCCACUGUUGUCUGAAAUAUGAAAUUACAAAACUUAUGGCAUAAAGUACUGUGGGCCAUAUCAGGACGAGUGUAAAAGACGUACAAUACCUGAAACGUGGAGAGAAGUGGAGACAGGAGGAUUGUACUGACACUGGCAUCAUUUUCAAGAGGGAAUGAGACUGGAGGCAACAGUCCAAGCACAACGGACAAUGAUGAGACACAGCCAUGCAUGAAAGAAAGCAUUGAUCUCAGUGCACUGCACUGAUGUUGCAAACCACAUGCCCCCCAACGAGUGGCGGGUGGUUGUUGCUCUCUGUGUUUCACAAACAGACUUUUCCCUUCGCCUGAGCGGAGCCAGCAUCCCCAAAGCUAAAGCUCACAAGACUUUUCGUUGUCCGUCAAAUUCCGAUACGUUUACAGAGACAAUGGUGUAAGUCAAGUGAAGAUUGAUCUCGUUGAAUCAGGAUAUGGUGGGAUAACUUGUUACAUGCUCCACCAAGUUCCUUGUGGCCACUUCAACUGCUGCUGAGCUGGAGAGGACACUACUGGGAGGGAGUGGCCUCUUCCUCCCAUCGGGAUAAUGCACACAUCUCCAGUGCUAAUCUCUGCAGCCACCAUGAGCAACAUGACUGUGCUCGACACUGCUGACCCCUAUGACCUGGACAUGACCUCAGACGGGACUAUCUACCCCAUCAGCUUCCAGGUUUCUCUGACAGGCUUCCUGCUGCUGGAGAUAGUUUUGGGCUUGAGCUCCAACCUCACUGUGCUCGUCCUCUACUGUAUGAAACAGAACCUCAUCAGCUCUGUCUCCAACAUCAUCACCAUGAACCUGCAUGUGGUGGAUGUGUUGGUGUGUGUAUGCUGCAUCCCGCUGACAGCAGUGGUGGUGUUACUUCCUUUGGAAGCGGACACUGCUAUGAUGUGCUGUUUCCAUGAGGCCUGUGUCUCCUUUGCAAGCGUAGCUACUGCUGCUAACGUCCUGGCCAUCACUGUAGACCGGUAUGACAUCUCAGUGCGGCCGGCGAACCGUGUGCUCACUAUGGGCCGAGCUGUGGCUCUACUGGGAUCCAUCUGGGCUCUAUCCUUCUUCAGUUUCCUGGUUCCCUUCAUGGAAGUAGGCUUCUUCAUCAACUCUGGUUCAGACCAUGUGAACCAGACUGCAGUGCUCACAGUGGUUCAUACAAAUGAGUAUUACACAGAGCUGGGGUUGUACUAUCACCUGUUAGCACAGAUCCCUAUAUUCUUUUUUACAGCUGUGGUAAUGCUAGUGACGUACUACAAGAUCCUUCAGGCACUUAAUAUUCGCAUUGGCACACGCUUUCAGCACAACCUACCUAAAAAGAAGCAAAAGCGCAAAAACACUAUCUCUAUGAGCACUGCGACGCAGGCAGAGUCGACUGACGCUUCACAGAGCAGCACGGGAGUCAGGGCAGGUGGGAAUGCACCCUUGGGCAUGCGGGCAUCAGUGUCAGUCAUUAUUGCGCUAAGACGAGCAGUAAAGCGUCACCGGGAGAGACGGGAGAGGCAGAAACGAGUCUUCAGGAUGUCUCUUCUCAUCAUCUCCACAUUCUUACUUUGCUGGACUCCAAUAACUGUGCUCAACACCAUCAUCCUCAGCACUGGGCCCAGUGAUUUAACGGUUCGCCUCCGCUUGGGCUUCCUGGUGAUGGCCUAUGGAACCACUAUCUUUCACCCGCUCCUCUACGCCUUCACUCGGCAGAAGUUCCAAAAGGUUUUGAAAAGCAAGAUGAAGAAGAGGGUAGUGUCUGUAGUAGAAGCUGACCCUACGCCUAACAAUGUGGUCAUCCAUAACUCGUGGAUAGACCCCAGGAGAAACAAGAAGGUCACUUUCGAGGACACGGAAGCCAGACAGAAAUGUCUAUGCUCGCAGGACGCCGAGUAGUGGGAUUAACUCAAAUGUAAAUAUGUCAAAUAUGUAAAGUAAAUGGGACUUGGUGAAAUUCCACUCAUAGUUAAGUAAGUAAAAACUGUGGUUUUAGAGGAACACAUGGAGUUUUGUUUAUGUAUAAUUAGCAUUUGGGGGAAAAACAUGGAAGAAAUACGACUAUGUUGGGAAAAUACACUACAAGUCUAAACAAGCUAAACACACGUGCUCAUUAACAAUGGAGUACAGUAAUCCUGGGCAGCUUACUAAAUGACUACUAAAUGGUGGCUUCAGAAAAGAUGUGUUCCCGGAGAUCAGAGGAAUAUAGAGAUAAAGGGGAGGAGUUUCCGUAAAAUAAAUAUCACACAUAAAUGAAACUACCAGCAGCUGGAUGUGGAUGAGUUCAAGGAUUGCAUUUACGGUUGAUUUUUUUUACUCGGUACAAAAAAUGUCUCAAAAUAGGUGUCAUAGACACACAAAGAGGCUAAUUUAUGCUAUUUAUUAAGGAAUGUCGUGGAGUGCCAUCAAGGACAAUUCAGUCAUAUCUCUGUAUCUAAGCAGCAGUGUGUGUGUUGUUCUCUAGCGUAAAAUGAGACAAAUGUUAAUGUACUGUGUCAUAAAAUACCUUGAUAUUGUUUAUCUCCAUUUGUAAUAAACAACCAAAGGCACAAUA